Umbelopsis ramanniana AG is the source of this 1133-nucleotide messenger RNA. RefSeq lists its product as uncharacterized. The record is from RefSeq and is a predicted model, not a curated record. Bases 61 to 774 code for a protein of 237 amino acids. The transcript is spliced from 5 exons. NCBI's taxonomy places the organism in Eukaryota, Fungi, Mucoromycota, Umbelopsidomycetes, Umbelopsidales, Umbelopsidaceae.
UUUAAGCCUCGCCUAAACCUCUUUUCAUACUUUCCUUUCGUUCCUACUCCUCCUACCAUCAUGGUCUCCUACACCCUCAUCUCAACCGUCUUCGCUGCCAUUGCUACAGCUGUCUCUGCCAACAUGGCUCCAAGUGAACCUGCUCCAGGUACCAUUUGGACCAUUGGACAGUCUGGUUUAAUUCAAUGGGCCGAUGACAGUACCUCUCCUGCUCUCGCAACCGACUGGAAGAAGUUCAAGAUUGAUUUCAUGACUGGUGACAACACCAACCAGAUCCUCUUGAGUAAUGUUGCCACUGGACUUGAUGGAACCGCCGCUACUACUUAUAAUUGGACUUGCCCCGAUGUGGAUGUUCACUCAGCUAUCUACUUCUUCAUGUUCACCAGCUUAACCAAGCCAACUGACAUGGCAUGGACCACCCGAUUUGCUAUCGUCGGCGCAGACGGUGUUCAAACUGCUCCUGCUAAUUCCGCUCAACCCGACGGAUCCACCUUGGACGGCAAGGCCAUCCCUUGGGGAGUUGGUCACCUCGUCAACUCCGCUAAUGCUUCUGCUUCUGCCGCCACCAACAGCAUCAUUGCCUCCACUGCCCCUGCUCUCAGCUUGAGCAGCGCUGCUCCUGCCGCCACUGAUUCUGGAGCCGCCGUGAGUGCUGCUGGUUCUUCCCCAGCUGCUGCCUCUCCCUCCACCUCCCAAAAAUCCAGCGCUUCCAAGGUCCUCACCACUGCAGGUCUUGGAUUAGCCGCUGUCGCUGCCGUCAUGAUGGCUAUGUAAAACUAUAACCCAACAACAAUACCAUGCUAUUGUGUUGUUUGCCACCUUGUAAGAAGUACGAAAAAACAAUCAGAAAGUUGAAAUAUGGUCAGAUCGGCCGAUAUCCCCCCUUCUUCCAUUUCUCCCUAUUACCACGAGUUUUCAUUUUGAAAAAGCCGUGAUUUUUUGUUUUCAACAUGUUACCCUUUUUCCUUUUCGUCUCUCCACGUUCUCAUCCUUCUGUUUAAAUACUUAACUAGGAUUUUUUCUGCCUUACAGGGUGAUAGUGUACUUUCACAAACCAAGAGUAAUACAUUUUGAUUUCAGUGAAUCUGUUUUCCAAAAAUAGACAAACCGCCCGAGUAGACUGUGCAGAGCCA